Suricata suricatta (meerkat) is the source of this 1503-nucleotide messenger RNA. It is a transcript of the gene LYAR, whose product is annotated as Ly1 antibody reactive. Gene Ontology annotation, cellular component: nucleolus. The record is from RefSeq and is a predicted model, not a curated record. Gene Ontology annotation, molecular function: DNA binding. Gene Ontology annotation, biological process: negative regulation of transcription by RNA polymerase II; rRNA processing. Bases 200 to 1324 code for a protein of 374 amino acids. The transcript has 9 exons. Lineage: Eukaryota; Metazoa; Chordata; Mammalia; Carnivora; Herpestidae.
GCAGCACGCAGGCGCGCCGGGCGGCCGCGAAGCGGUUUCUGCGCCUGGAAGCCCCGGAGGGAGGCGGCAGCGACGCUGGCCCGGCGGCUGCGUUUCCACGUGCUCCUCGCGGCCGGUUGAAACCGUUGGCGGGCCCUGGCUGAGAGGACAAGAUUUUAAGCCUAUCUUGGAUAGAGAAUACCUAACCAUUUAGUGAAAAAUGGUCUUUUUUACAUGCGGUGCAUGUGGCGAAUCUGUGAAGAAAGUGCAAGUGGUAAAGCACGUUAACGUUUGCAGAAACUGUGAGUGCCUGUCUUGUAUUGACUGCGGUAAGGAGUUCUGGGGUGACGACUACAAAGCCCACGUGAAGUGCAUCAGCGAGGAACAGAAGUAUGGCGGCAAAGGUUACGAAGGUAAAACCCACAAAGGCGACGCCAAGCAGCAGGCGUGGACCCAGAAAAUUAAUGAAUUAAUAAAAAGACCUAAUGUGAACCCCAAAGUGAGGGAACUUCUAAAGCAAAUUAGUGGUUUUGACAACGUUCCCAGGAAGAAGGCGAAGUUUCAGAAUUGGAUGGAGAACAGUUUAAAAGUUCACAAUGAGUCCCUUCUGGAGCAAGUGUGGAAUAUCUUUUCUGAAGCUUCCAGCAACGAGCCAGCCAGCAAGGGGCCACACCCGACAGGCGCAGAACUUUCCACAAAAGCUCCAGCCUCCCAGACAAACGACACCACAGAAAAGCAAGCAGAGGUGAAGAAGAAUAAAAGAGAAAGGAAGGAAGAAAGGCAGAAGAAUAGAAAAAAAGAGAAGAAAGAACUAAAAAUAGAGGGCCACCAGGAGAAUUCAAAGAGUCAGAAGCCCAAGAAGCGCAAAGCAGGGCAGGCGGCCGCGCCGGAGGCUGCAGGGGAGGCCCCGGGCUCUGCAGGGAAGAAGGGCCGGGGCGAGGCGGUCAAGGCCACUGGGGCCGUGGAUGGAGCUGGACCGGCCGAGGAGGAGCCGCUGCGCCCGCAGCCCGGGAAGAGAAAGCAGAAGCACGCAGAAGAUGAAGCAGACACUAAGAAGAAAAAGAGAAAGGUCUCAGAACAUCCUGAGGCUGGAGAACCGGAAAACCACGAGGCUCCUGCAAAAGGUAAAUUCAACUGGAAGGGAACUAUUAAAGCACUUCUGAAACAGGCCCCGGACAACGAAAUAGCGAUCAAAAAGCUAAGGAAAAAGGUUCUAGCUCAGUAUUACGCGGUGACGGAGGAGCAGCACAGAUCGGAGGAGGAGCUCCUGGCCAUCUUUAACAAGAAGAUCAGCAAGAACCCCACCUUCAAGUUGGUAAAGGACAAAGUCAAGCUUUCGAAAUGAACAUUUUUCUACUUAAAAGUUGAACCCAGUCUGUUGAUUUCUUCCACUGCUGUUUGUAAGCCGUAAUGAAUUACAACAACUCCAGUUCUGCUUUUCAAAGCUGUAUUUUUAAGUUACGGAAAGAGUCUAUUUUUGGUAGAACUUUUAUGAGAAAAUAUAUUCUUAUCCAAACUUCUAAA